Molecule: messenger RNA, 5040 nt
Organism: Penicillium egyptiacum
Lineage: Eukaryota; Fungi; Ascomycota; Eurotiomycetes; Eurotiales; Aspergillaceae
Source: the annotation of a GenBank genome assembly
AUGUGUCGGUCUUUUCCUCGGCUGCUGCAGGGUCUGUCUAUCCGUGUCCAUUCCUUGGAAGCUGGCCAACGGGGUCGACAUACGUCAUUGAUUAUCCCAGAAUCUGUUCCCGUGGCGAGAACCAGAUUGCUCCCCCCAAUCCACAAUGCCCAUCAUGUGGCUCACCGUGCUCUGCGCUUCUCGUAUCUCUCAUCUAAUACUGUGCAUCCCCUAAACAUAUCGAGGUCUGCAUCGUCGCGUGCAUAUUCGCAGGAUCUUGGCCGAGAAUCAAGAUCUUGUCCAGAAGGUAUGGGCAGGGCGACCGAGACGCCUGGACCGGAGGCGAAACCGGUGGAUAUCCUCAAUGGAGAUAUACCAUUACCUGCUGGCCAGGCAGAGGUUGCAUUGGACCCAGAAUCAGACGAAGACAUCCCCGUUGAUCCGGAAGAGCUGAAGGAGGCGCUCGGCCGACCACCUCCGGUGAACAGCAGCUACCUCCCCCUUCCCUGGAAAGGUCGAUUAGGAUAUGCUUGUUUAAAUACGUACCUUCGCUAUUCAACGCCCUCCGUAUUCUGUUCUCGAACGUGUCGAAUCGCCUCUAUACUCGAAAAUAGACACCCGCUCCAAGAUCCUGACCAGCCCACACACCCGACCAAGAAUCGUCCAGACCGCGACCAACCAGCCGAUGUCGCACGCGGACAAGGCUUCGUCGAGGGGCUGGCCUUGGCGAAUGUACGCGACUUGGUCAAAAUCAUUCGUUGGAACGACAAAUAUGGCAUUAAGUUCAUGCGACUCAGCAGUGAGAUGUUCCCAUUUGCCAGUCACAAGGAAUAUGGCUAUAAGCUGGCGCCCUUCGCCUCAGAGGCGCUAGCAGAUGUAGGACGUGUGGUUGCAGAAGUUGGACACCGGGUGUCGGUUCACCCUGGCCAAUUCACUCAAUUUGGAUCACCGAGGAAAGAAGUUAUCGAAAAUUCUGUUCGCGAUCUCGAAUAUCACUCGGAGAUGCUCCAGCUACUCAAACUGCCCCCACAGCAGGACCGCGAUGCGGUCAUGAUCCUUCAUAUGGGUGGAGUGUUCGGUGAUAAGGCUGCCACACUGGAUCGGUUCCGACAGAACUACGCUAUGUUGUCGCAGGACAUCAAGAACCGAUUGGUUCUAGAGAAUGACGACGUGAGCUGGUCUGUUCACGAUCUACUGCCUAUUUGCGAGGAGCUCAAUAUACCUCUUGUGCUCGACUAUCACCACCAUAAUAUCAUCUUUGACGCCAAUGAGCUCCGAGAAGGCACGGAGGACAUCAUACCUCUAUACGAUCGUAUAUCAGCGACAUGGUCUCGGAAGAAUAUCACCCAAAAGAUGCAUUAUUCCGAACAAACUGCGUCCGCCAUCACCUCGCGCCAACGGCGCAAACACAGUGCCCGCGUUACUACUUUACCCCCUUGUGCGCCUACUAUGGACCUGAUGAUCGAGGCCAAGGACAAAGAGCAGGCCGUAUUUGAGUUGAUGAGAAACUUCAAACUCCCCGGUCACAAUCUUGUGAACGAAAUAAUACCCUUCGUGCGCCUAGACGAAAACCAACAAUUCAAACCACCCAAGAAGUCCAAGAAGAAUGGGGGCUUCGUGGACCUACAAGGCUCAAUACCACCGCCUCGCACCAUCCCGGACGAGGAAGUCGGAAUGGGUGGACCUGAUGGCAGAGUCUACUGGCCCGAGGGCAUGGAAGAAUGGCUCCGACCGGCAAAGAAAAUCGUGAAGCCUAAAGCUGCACCACGUCCCAAGAAAAGCGUCUCCAAAAAGGGUAAGAUUGAGUCUGUUGCAGAUGCUCCCCUAAACAUACCCAUCAAGAUAGAAACGCCAGUAAAGAAAAUAACCGGGGGCACGAAACGCACACCCUCGUCCAGGUCUCGCAAGCGCAAGGCUUCGUUGAUUGAGUCUACCCCAGAGUCUGAAGAGACUGAAAACACUGAAGAGAUUUCAGUGGAACUGGACAGUGCUCCGGCUUCGAUAUCACUCUCUCGACGAAGUUCACGUGCGAAGAGAGUCAACUACACCGAGGAUAGUGCCCUUACUCGACUUGGCUUUUUUCUUUCGGAAUACUUUUACCUUCGUCGUACAUCAUUACCACACGAGACCCUGGCGCCUAAAUCACGUUUCCGUUGGCCAAUCCUCCGGUCGAGGCCCUCUCUCUUCAAACGCCCGCCUACCACCCUUUUCCCCUCCUUCCCCCGCGAGCCUCGACCCAGCAGACUCUCGCAUAUACUCCGUCUGAUCAUUGGCGCGCACUCGGCCAGACGUGCCCAUUCCCGUCUUUGGGGAAUCCGGCACGAAACCCUGCCCGCGCUCCGACACCGGGCGCAAUCGCGAGUCUAUCGAGCGAUCGUCCAGCGACAAGCGCGACUCGCUGCACGCGAUAGCAGACUUGGUGGUCGCCUUGUGAAUUAUCUCCUUGGAACGCAGCGACGGUCAAGGCCGUGGAAAUUUACUGCAGUAUCCGGUGGCAGCCCAGCUGCAAGAAAUCCGAAGUCGACCCGAGAGCCCCGCCACGGACCGAAGGACACAACGAUAGACCCGAUGUCCCAAUCUGGACUUUCAUCAUGGGGGCCAGGAGGUGGCGAUGGUGCUGCUGCCCCUGGUAGCCGUCGAAAGAAGGUCUAUGAAUAUUUCAAAGCGGCAAAUGAGCUACGCCAGACCUAUACCUCACAAUGGUCAGGGCAGAGGAAUGAACACGAUGAGGACUACUACAAUACCCCCGGUGCAUUCCCGGAUGUGGAAAUUGCACGGUCAGGCGAUGAGGAGAUGGUGGUCUUCCCCAGUUAUGCUAGGAAAUUGACAGAAAAGAAGAACACCGGUACCAGCCCACGUCCCCGACGUGACUCGUGGUCAGAAACCAUCGAUGAAUACCGGGGUGAAACCCAUGAAGGUGAUGAUCUCUCCUCACCUAACUGGGAUGCAACAGAGACUGAAGAUGCAGUCGUGGCUGUUGACGUGCGUGGCUGGAUUUAUUCUCCUGGUCGGGGACCGAUGAGUCGAAAGCACCGGUUGAUGAUUGCCCUGGCCAGAAAGCUGAGCGGGGUACCGGCACCAUCUGGAACUACAAAUGAUGAAAGUAACGACAAGAUUUCUGGGAAGGGAGAUGAUGAAUACAUUGACAAGGAGAUUCAAACAUUAGUCGCCAAGGCUGAGAAGGAAGCAGACCCGGCUUGGAAAGGUUCGAAUGUGGAGCAAACACACCAACCUGCUGCACAGUUGAGUAAAGAUGAAUUGUCUAUAGCGAAUGCGCAUCUGAUGGAAAGACUUCGUCCAUUCUUGACGAACCCCGUUGGGAGCAUGCCGGUGACAGUGUUCUUCUUUAACGACAGUGAAAGCAAGUCUCGAAAUAUCAUGACGGAUGAAUCAGGGCAUUUUACUCUUCGCGCUACGCUGCCCUUUGUGCCAACUCAUAUUCGCGUGUUGGCAUCUGAGGACCUGUCUGUCGCAAGGCCGAUUGAGGUCAUUGAUCCAGUUGGAAUCAGUUUGAUCAGCGAUAUCGAUGAUACAGUCAAGCACUCAGCCAUUGCCAGUGGAGCAAAAGAGAUGUUCCGCAACACAUUCAUCCGUGAAUUGGAUGAACUUACAGUCGAAGGAGUCAGCGACUGGUACUGCAAACUGGCCAAAGAGGGUGUGCAGAUUCACUAUGUGUCGAAUGCUCCCUGGCAAUUGUAUCCCCUUCUUGAGCGGUACUUCAAGAUGGUGGGAUUGCCUCCGGGCUCCUUCCAUCUCAAGCAGUACUCGGGCAUGCUUCAAGGAAUCUUUGAGCCCACCGCAGAGAGAAAACGGGGGUCAUUAGAACAAAUUCUGCGGGACUUCCCAGAACGAAAAUUCAUUCUCGUCGGCGACAGUGGUGAAGCUGAUCUGGAGGUUUACACUGAGAUUGUCUUGGCAAACCCUGGUCAAAUCCUGGGCAUCUUCAUUCGUGAUGUUACGACCACGGAAACCCAGAAGUUCUUCGACAAAUCCGUCGGCAAUCUUGCCCAGUCUAAACGCAGUCGCACUUCGCCAGAUGUAGUGGACCACUCGGAUGCCGCCACCAACAGACCGACGCUGCCGCCUCGAGGUGGUACGGCUGUUGACUCUACAGUACCUGUAGCCCAUCAUGAGCCAGAUCCAAAGGAUCUUGACCUUGAGGACCUGAUUGAUCUCACAGAUCUCAUUAUCGAUGAUCAGCCACCUCCAGCGGGGCUUACCCACCCCGCCACCCCACGGCCACGCCCAGCGAAACCAAUCAAACCAUCUGCACUGCGCAUGGUUUCUACGCCAGCUGAUUUAGCGAAGAGUUCCAAGCCAUCCUCUCUGCGCAACGUUGCUACACCUUCCGACGUGCCAGAAAAGGACUCGAAGCCGGCACCAGAACAAGAGGCCCCCAGGCGCAAACCAGUCCCGCCUGUGCCACCCAGACGUGGAGUGCCCAAGACAGAUUCAUUGAUUGAUGUUGAUCCCUCGCCUUCAACCACUCAGAGCAGCGCUGGGGCAUUAACGAAUGAAGUUCCUUCUUCGUGGCUCAAAGGCCUCGGUGAUGGCUCUGCAGGCGCUCAGAGUCAAUCGCAAGCCACACGCGCCAAGCCAGCACCGCCGCGUCCUCCUCCGCGUCGCACAAACACCGGGUCUUCAACAGCCAGUUCAGAUCCCAGUGCAUCAACUGCAUCAACCACGCCAGCUCGGACUCCGGCUCCUGCGAGUGGCAUUCAAUCAUACCCAGCGGCAGCCGCCCAGGCUGCAUACCAAGGGUUCCAAUAUGCAAGCGACAGACUCAACUUCUCGGGACCUCCUUCUCUGCGAAAGUCCCCAUCAAACCAAUCACUUGGGAGAACAGGGUCCAAUGAGUCGGGUGUGCCACCUGCGCCUCUCCCAAACAAACGCGAGGAGCUUUGGCGACGUCGUUGGGACCGCGCAAGUGAAGUGCUUGAACAGCAUGGCGUUGUCCUAGGCAGUUGGCGGGUUGGAAGUGAUGCGCAGCCUGUUUGUGCGUGGUUAACGGAGCAGGCAGUGAAAGAUAUCAAGGCUGGUCGCUCGAAGGGGGAUAAUUGA